This is a messenger RNA of Scaptodrosophila lebanonensis, 135 nucleotides long. RefSeq lists its product as uncharacterized. The record is from RefSeq and is a predicted model, not a curated record. Lineage: Eukaryota; Metazoa; Arthropoda; Insecta; Diptera; Drosophilidae. The transcript is spliced from 2 exons. The annotation marks the transcript as partial.
AUGUGCGGUUUUGGUUUCGUGGCUUACGGUUUUGAUUGUUGGCAUCGCUCAAUUGAUUUUUCACUAAUGCCAUGGCAAAAAAAAAAAAGAAAAAAAAGAGAAGUGAAAUGUUUUGCUAGGCGUACGGCAGACAUU